CCGGAACCUUCUCGAAAGUUUGGUAGGUUACUUUGCCGUGUGAAGGGCUGUCCGUCCGUUAACCGCCUCCUGCGUUGUAGGCUAGUGAUGCCCAAAGGAGAAGAAGACGCACCAGAGCCAACCCUGUAUGCGCUGAAGCAGUUGCGAAAAUCAGAUGUCAUUCGGCUGAAGCAAGUUGAACAUAUCCAGAACGAGAAGAAUAUUCUUGAGCUGUGUCGGCAUUAUCCGUUUAUUACAUCGUACUUGACUUCCUGGCAAGAUCGUGCGUCUUUAUAUAUCCUCCUCGAGUAUUCACCAGGUGGCGAAAUGUUUGGUUACCUCCGCCGAGCGCAUCGUUUCGACAACACCGUAGCACAAUUUUACGCGGCCGAGAUAACACUGAUUCUCGUAUUCCUCCACAAUCAUGGAGUGGUAUAUCGAGAUCUGAAGCCGGAGAACAUCCUCAUCGAUGCGCGGGGGCAUGUCAAGUUGGUGGAUUUUGGGUUUGCGAAGGUCGUGGGAGACCGUGAGACUUAUACGUUAUGCGGCACACCCGAGUAUCUCAGCCCCGAGGUGAUCCAAAGCAAAGGUCACAGCAAAGCGGUAGACUGGUGGGCUUUGGGCGUAUUAAUAUACGAGAUGGUGCUCGGAUACCCUCCGUUCUACGCGGACUCGCCAAUCCAAAUCUACAAGAAGAUCGUGGACUCCAAGAUCGUGUACCCCACAUGGCUGCAGCCCAAUACACGGGAUAUAAUACAGCGGCUAUGUACCAAGGACCUGUCCGCGCGGCUCGGAAAUCUUAAAGGUGGUGGCUACGAGGUCAUGAGACACCCGUUCUUCAAUGGAAUUAAUUGGAGAGAGUUGGAGGCGCAGAGAAUGGAUGGGCCCCUCGUGCCAAAACUGAGGUACCAUGGCGAUACGCAGUACUUCGAGACGUACGAUCCUGCGGGACCGAGUCCGGACGAGGAGUAUCCUGAGAGCAUGUUUGUGGAGUAUGAUCAUCUGUUUCGGGAUUUUUGAUUUGGAUGAGGGGUAUCCUGGAGUUCUUUUGAUUUUGAUGAUGAUUUUUAGUUUCUUGCUUUAUGACUUCUUGGUUGUGCUGUUUUUCUUUACUAUGUUUUCUGAUAUCUUCGCAUUCUUCACGCCAGCGGCGGCGGUGAUACCUUUCUGUUCUGCCUUCCUUCUGUACAUUACUUAUUUACUUACAUACGGUCAUCAUUUUCACGUGCACAAGUACAAUGCACAAACCCACAUAUCCGUCAGCCACAGUGAGAUCCAACCCAGCCAUGCAGUUCCGGGAAUCUGCGCCUCCCCCACAUUCGCAUUAAGGAACCGCCGGCUUCGGGCACAACCGAGGGAGUCCGUGCGUAUUUUGUGGGGAAAGCUGCAGCUCGCCG
This is a messenger RNA of Tricharina praecox, 1376 nucleotides long. RefSeq names its product kinase-like domain-containing protein. NCBI's taxonomy places the organism in Eukaryota, Fungi, Ascomycota, Pezizomycetes, Pezizales, Pyronemataceae. Gene Ontology annotation, biological process: peptidyl-serine phosphorylation. Gene Ontology annotation, cellular component: nucleus; cAMP-dependent protein kinase complex. Gene Ontology annotation, molecular function: ATP binding; cAMP-dependent protein kinase activity. The record is from RefSeq and is a predicted model, not a curated record. The transcript is spliced from 9 exons. Bases 88 to 999 code for a protein of 303 amino acids.